Saccostrea cuccullata (small rock oyster) is the source of this 1360-nucleotide messenger RNA. RefSeq names its product putative ankyrin repeat protein RF_0381. Lineage: Eukaryota; Metazoa; Mollusca; Bivalvia; Ostreida; Ostreidae. The record is from RefSeq and is a predicted model, not a curated record. Bases 402 to 1217 code for a protein of 271 amino acids. Gene Ontology annotation, molecular function: protein binding. The transcript is spliced from 3 exons.
CUUUACAAUAUCAGUUACCUGUCUCCACUGUUGAUCAAUGUCCAAAAAACAGUACGCUAUGGAACACGUCAUCCGCGUCACAAAGCUGUCCUGUUGACUUCAACAGCAGGGAAAUAUGUGUCUGCAUCCCUAACCAGCAGACAUCGGUGUUGAUAGAGCUCUACGACAGAAGACAGAUCGAACUUCAUCAAAGUGAUCAAGAGUGUUUCGCUAUUGAAAAGCAAAGUCAAUGUUACGAAGCAGAUGUAUCAUUCUGGAAUAGAACAUCAAAUAAUACAGAUGUGUCAAUCUUCAUAUCACCGACUUCAGCAUUUUUUAUACCAACUCUGCUUCCUGUUGUGAUUCCUUUCAUUUUGAUUGGGAUUUCAUUGUGUGUCUCAAUUAUAGUAUUUCGACGGAAGAUGAAUACAAUCAUUGGGUAUAGCAAAGAUUCAAGAAGGCAAAUUGGUAAAAUGGAAUUAUACAAGUACUUAGAAAGUACGUAUCCUGGUCUGAUAGAUAUCAAAGACAACGAGGGAAAUAAUCUCGUGCAUUCUGCCGUCUGGGUUGGAAACAUGGAAAUGCUUAAGGUCCUCUUAGAGAAAGGUUUGGAUAUAAAUGAUAUAAGUGAAAAAGAGAAAAUUGUGCCACUUCUGAGUUGUAUAAAUGAUAAAACAGACAUUUCUAAACACUUGUUGGACAUGUAUCCUUAUUCAAUAGAUACCAGAGACAAUUGCGGUGAAAAUACUAUACAUGUUGCAGCAUGGUGCGGUAAUAUUGACUUCCUCAAUUUUCUCGUGCGACAUGGUUUUGAUAUCAAUAGCACUAGAAAUGAUGGGAAGACUGUAUUACAUCUGUGUUGUAGGAACAGUAAGAUAGACAUGUGUAAAUUCUUGGUCAAGGCUUAUCCUCAUCUGCUACAUGUUGAUGACCAUAAUGGUGUGAAUGCUUUACAUGAAGCAGCCUGGAGUGGAAACAUUGAUUUGUUUAAAUUUCUGUUAGAUAAAGGUCUAGACGUUAAUAUCAAAGAAAGAAAAGAUGGGAAUACUGUUUUACACCUCUGCUGUUUCCAUGGAAAGAUAGACAUGUGUCGGUAUUUGAUAAAUAAUUUCCCUUAUUUACUUCGUAUGACCAACCUUGAUGGUCACCAUGCCCUUCAUGCCGCAAAAAAGGGUGGAAACGUUGAACUGCUCAAUUUCUUAGUAAAGAAAGGCUUAGAUAUAAAUAACACACGUUAGUAAGAUAAACAUACGAGGGCUGUUCAAUAAAUAAUGUCCUCGGUGCUCGGAAAGAAACAAAAUAGGCUUUUCAAUGAUCUAGUCUUAAUGAUUUUACUUAAAAAUUCUCCUUCAAUUAAAACUUGUGUCUUAAAUCUUUUUAU